AUGGCGCCGCGCCCAUUCUGUUGGUGUACCUGCGGCAACUGGACCUACAAUUUCCGCCUGCUGCACAACGGCGGAUUCUGUGGCAAGUGCGGGGAGCAGGUCACACUCUUCAAGCCUGACGCUGCAGCAGCGAAAGGCAACGGCAAAGGUAAGAAAGGCAUCCACAGCUACAAGGGCGGCAAGGGCGAGGACAAGUCGGCGUGGUACUACGGCAGCGGCAAAGGCACGCACCCGUGGUCCAAGGAGCCCGACAUCUCGCAGAUGCUCAACAUCCUCUCGAACGUCCCCGCCCUCGCAGAGCACGCCGACGUGUUCCGCCAGGCUGACACCUCUUUCAAGGCGAGCAAGGCAAAGCCAGUAUCGCCCAACCAGGAGGUGUACCGCUGCAGCCAGACCCCGGAGAAGAAGGAGGUGGCGCUUCAGAAGGCCUCGGCAGACGUCAUCAAGCUGGAGACGGCUCUCCAGGAGGCCAAGCUGUGGCUCCACCAGACGGCGGAGGAGGCCCUCGCAGACUCCACGGGCGCCGCCAAGACGCAGGACGGCUACACUGCGGAUGGCAAGAAUAUAUACCUCGCGAUGGAUGAGUUCGACUUCGCAACCAGCGAUGAGUUCGAUGGCGCUCAGAAGGCCCAGCUCAAGGCCAUCCAGAAGCAGGUGGAGGAGCACUGCAAGAAGGUGGAGGACCUCCAGAAGACGAUGCAGGAGGCGCUCAAGAGCGUCAAGGAGAUCCGCGCAGCCCCAGCGAAACGGCAGCGUGGUCAGGACGGUCCCGUCCCUGGUCCUGGCGCAGCCGAAGCUGAAGGCCCUGACGAAGACCAGGCACCUGCUGCGGAGGACGGCCCCGCCAUCGCCGUCUCAGAGAGCGACAUCGCCGCCAAGAUCGCGAGCGCCAGGGAGGCCACGCUGGCCAACAUGGGCGACUUCCCUCCCCUGGGCACUGGCAAUGAUGGCCUGUCGUGUACUCGUGCCCCCGUUCCAGAGAACUACGAUGCGACGUACUUCUUCUCGAACAUCUCGGAGUGGGGCCCGCAGGCGGAGGGAUUCAUGAAAGCUCAGGCGGAGCAGUACGAUGCGAUAGGCUUCGCGGAGAUGCACCUGCGAGGCGUGAAGGUCCUGGACUUCACAGAGAAGAUCAGCAAAGACGGCUGGAAGGCCGCCGUCACCGCCGCAGUGCCGUCGGGCAGAGCUGCUGAAGGCACGACGGGCGGCGAAGCGAUCAUAUCCAAGCGUUCACUGGCCACCGCGACGUUCGAGGGGUGGCGCAAGCGCGAGAUCGAGCGGUCCGCAGCCGACCCCUUCCAAGGAUUUUGCCCCACGACGUGGCACACGAAGGCUGGCAACAUUGUCGUUAUCUCCGCGUGCGUGCAGCCGAAGCACGGCAUGAAGGGCCCCAACGAGAAGAUGAUGAUCAGGUUAGCCAGCUUCAUCAAAGUGAUAUCCGACCCGUGGGUUGUCCUCGCCGACUGGAACAACCCACCAGAGGCAUGGGGGGGAACCAAGUGGCUGCGCAAGAUUGGCGGCCAGCUCAUCCUCCCAGAGAACACGAAGACAACCUGCAACUUGGGGCGCGGGUCCCUCAUUGACUACGGGAUCUGCAAGAGCGGGUUCGGCGGCUCCCUCAAGCUCGAAGCCGUCCCCGAGGUCCCGUGGAAGACCCACGUGGGCUUACUGCUUUCCAUGCGUGCGGGGAAGCAGCACUGGUGGCAUAGAGCUAUGUGGAUGCCCAAGCAGCUCCCGUCGGCGGGGCGACCAGCCAAGAAAGCGGACCCGAACAGUAAGCGCCAGAAGUUGCUAGCCGAGCGGCACCAGCGGGCGCAGGCCAGACUCCAGGAGGAGCUACAGGACGCCUACGAAGAGCUCCACAACUGGCCGACCACGGAGGACAUAGACAGCAACGACUCGGUCACCUUCGACAUACCGAUUGAGGCGUGGCACGCGGCAGCCGCCACGGUGGCAGGCUUGGGAGAGGACAAGGGCAAACAUGUGAGGAAGGAGUCGAACGCCGACCAGGCGCAGAAGAAGGUCGCGAAAGCGUUCGGCGACUGGGUGCAGGCAGUAGAGAAGGCCACGCUCAAGCACCGCAACAUUCCCGAGUCCGAGUGGAAAAAGUAG
Prorocentrum cordatum is the source of this 2112-nucleotide messenger RNA. NCBI's taxonomy places the organism in Eukaryota, Dinophyceae, Prorocentrales, Prorocentraceae. The record is from the annotation of a GenBank genome assembly.